Messenger RNA from Nanorana parkeri, 9954 nucleotides. It is a transcript of the gene SPEG, whose product is annotated as SPEG complex locus. Gene Ontology annotation, molecular function: protein binding; ATP binding; protein kinase activity. The record is from RefSeq and is a predicted model, not a curated record. Lineage: Eukaryota; Metazoa; Chordata; Amphibia; Anura; Dicroglossidae. The coding region runs from base 174 to 9647 and encodes 3157 amino acids. The transcript is spliced from 38 exons. Gene Ontology annotation, biological process: protein phosphorylation.
CCAGAGGAGAGACCAGAUACCUCCCAUGGGCUGUACCACCUGAACCUACCAAAAGAAGCCAAGCCCCGCAAGGGAAGGGUGGGGGGCAAAGCAAAAAGCACAGUGACUCACACACUAGUGGCAAAAGCAGCAAAACAUCCAAAAGCAAAGGAAAGAGUCGACGGCACAGGGUCAUGUCACCAGAAAUAGAAUCAUCGGACGAUUCCUACGUAUCAGCGGAAGAAGAUCCUCGGGAGCCCCCUGUAUUUGAGAUCCCCUUACAAAGUGCCCUGGUCAACGCCGGCUUAGAGGUUUUGUUAAAAUGCAUCAUAUCGGCCAAUCCAGCGGCGGAGGUGGUAUGGAGAAAAGAUCGCGCACUGCUGAGAAACAGCGUUACCCAUCAAAUCCGGGCGGAGGGUGAAAGGCAUUCGCUGCUAAUACGCUGGGCGCUGCCCUCUGACUCUGGUAUCUAUACCGUGACGGCACGAAAUGAAGUGGGUGAGGCCAGCAGCUGCGGAGCCCUGACGGUGAAACCAGCACCUGCCACCGAUUCUCCUGCUCACCGCGGAACUCCUAAAGAUGUUCUGAGCCCCAUUACAUCUGAUGAUGAGUAUCUGAGCCCCCAGGAAGAUUUAAGUGAGCCUGCAACACCCCAGCACGUGAUGCCUGGCAAAUCCCCAAUGGUGACCUUCAAAGCCCCCCCAUCAUUUAAGGUGGCGAUGUCAGACCAGAUGGUGUUUGAGGGCCAGGAAGUCAUUCUGCGAGUACAUGUAGAGGGGGAACCCAAACCUAUGAUAAGCUGGUUAAAGAAUAAGCAGCAGCUGAAACCAGGCGUCAAAUGUCACAUGACCGGGGAGGAAGGCGAGAUCUUUGCACUCCACAUCUCCGGGUCUGACAAGCGAGACGCCGGAUUGUAUACCUGUAAAGCAAUAAAUGAGUAUGGGACUAAGCAAUGUGAAGCCAAGGUGGAAGUACGAGCUCCCUCUGGCAGUACCAGCUUGGAGGUGUUGACCCCCUUGCAGGAUGUGAGUGUGUGCGCUGGGGAGGCAGCUGUGUUUGAGUGUGUGGUUUCGGGACCCCCGGAUCUAGACGUGGACUGGAUGUUCCGGGGGAAGCUGCUGCAGCCAGCCCUGCUGGACUGUAAGAUGCGUUUCAACGGCAAGCAGUGUCUUCUACUCCUCAACUCUGUACAUGAAGAUGACAGCGGAGUCUACACCUGUAAACUGAGCACGGCAAGAGAUGAACUGACGUGCAGCGCUGUGCUGACUGUUCACCCCUCACUGGCUCCCCUCUUCACCAGGAAGAUGCAAGAUCGGGAUGUGGUAGAAGGUCGCACUGCCCGACUGGAUUGUAAAAUCAGUGGCACGCCACCCCCUGUUGUCACAUGGACCCACUUCGGUCAGCCAGUGGAAGAGAGCGAGACCCUCCAUAUUCUAAGGGAGAGGGGGCACCAUACUCUUCUUAUCACCCACGUGUCCAGUGAAGAUGAGGGCCAAUAUACAGUGACUGCCUGCAACCAGCAUGGAGAAGAGGAAUGUUCUGCAGAGCUAUAUGUGGAGGAACCUAGACUUUCCACAUCAUCACACAUAUCCAAGCUGGAAAAGAUGCCUUCCAUUCCUGAGGAACCAGAAAUGCAGGACAGUGAGGUGGAGGGGGUGCUUAUGCCGGAUUUCCUGCGGCCACUGCAGGACCUUGAUGUGGUGGAGUCCCGUGAGGUUCAGUUGGAAUGUCAAGUAACUGGCUUACCAUAUCCAACCAUCACCUGGUACCACAAUGGAAAGAAGAUCCAGAGCACGGAUGACUGCAGAAUGACCCAAUAUAAGGACAUCCAUCGUCUUGUGCUCCCAUCUGUAAGCCACACACAUGCCGGUGUUUACAAGAGCGUCAUCUCAAACAAGGUUGGCAAGGCCGCAUGCUAUGCUCACCUAUACGUCACAGAUGUGGUCCCAACUCCUCCAGAUGGUCCCCCAAUUAUAGCAUCUGUGACUGGCAAAGUUGUCAAACUGAGAUGGAAUACCCCCAAAAGGCUGGACCCUGCUAUAGACCUGGAGCAGCUGACUUAUUCCAUCCAGCAGCAAGUGGUGGGUUCUCUGCAGUGGACAGUCAUUGCUACCAACGUGAAAGAGACCAGCUACUCUGUCAAAGCAUUGACCAAAGGUCACCAGUAUCUGUUCCGUGUGGUGACCUACACUGCUACAGCACACAGCAAACCAACUCCUCCCAGCGAGUGUGCCAAGCUUCUAGACAGGGGUCCAUAUCUAGCGGAACCGCCAGUGAUCAUAGACCGCCCUGAGCUCCUGUACAUGGUAGAGAAUCAGCUCUUGUGUAUCACAGUCACCCUGAACCAUGUGGAGGCCAAUGUCACCUGGAAGAGAGCAGGCACGAUUCUGCGCAGCGUGGAUGGCGUGUGUGAGAUGAGUAUGCCGGACGAUGGGCAGCACUCGCUCACAAUCUUCAGUCCCAAGAAGUCUGACCUCGGCCCACUGAUGUUUGAAGCCAGGAACCAGUAUGGAGCCGACCGGUGCACCAUCAGCAUAGAGAUGGCAGAGACGCCCCGUUUUGACUCCAUCAUGGAAGACAUUGAGAUCAGAACGGGGGAGACGGCACGCUUUGUGGUGGUGGUGGAAGGGAAACCAGUACCGGACAUCAUGUGGUACAAGGAUGGUCAGCUCUUAGUGGAGAGUGGACACUUCAACUUUGUGUAUGAUGAUGCCGAGUGCUCCCUGGUCAUCCUCAAUGCCUCCCCCGAGGACUCGGGAGUAUAUACCUGCACAGCACGCAAUUUGGCCGGAGAGCUCUCCUGCAAGGCUGAACUUCAGGUGUCCGCAGCCGGGUCAGCAAUGGACAAAUCAGAUGAACUGAAAGCUCGGAGGUUGACGGACUACUACACCAUCCACAAGGAGAUCGGAAGAGGAGCGUUCUCCUACGUCCGCCAUGUGCUGGAGAAGAGAAGCGGGCUGGAUUUUGCGGCCAAGUUUAUUUCAUCGCGGGGGUCAUCCAGAGAGAAGGCGAGGAGAGAGAUGGAUAUACUGUCCCAGAUCAGCCACGAAAGGAUUGUUUAUUUCCAAGAGGCGUUCGAGAAGCGGAGCACGCUGAUCAUCAUCAUGGAGCUAUGUUCUAAGGAGGAACUUCUAGACCGAGUGGUCAGGAAAUCUACAGUGCAUGAAUCAGAGAUCCGAUCCUUUGUGCGUCAAAUUUUGGAAGGAUUAGAUUAUUUGCAUCAUAAAAAAAUAUUACAUCUGGACAUCAAGCCAGAAAAUAUUCUCAUGGCGGACAUGACCAGCGAUCAGAUCCGGAUCUGUGAUUUUGGGAAUGCCCAGGAGCUGAUUGAUGGGGAACCGCAGUACUGCAAACACGGAACGCCUGAGUUUGUGGCCCCAGAGAUUGUCAACCAGAUGCCGAUUUCUGCAGUCUCCGAUAUUUGGCCAGUCGGGGUCAUUGCAUAUUUAUGCCUCACAGGAGUUUCCCCCUUCGUGGGUGAAAAUGAUUACACCACGCUGAUGAACAUCCGAGGAUAUACGGUGGCGUUUGAAGAAAAGAUGUUUGCAGAUUUAACUCGAGAAGCGAGAGGAUUCCUUAUUAAGGUCUUGGGCAACGAGAAGCUGAGACCCAAUGCCGAGGAGAGUCUGGUACAUCCAUGGUUCAAAACUUUGGCAAAAGGAAAAAACAUCAGCACGGAUCACAUUAAAUUGUUCCAGUCACGACGCAAGUGGCAGCGUUCUCUUAUCAGCUACAAGUCCAAUAUGGUGAUGCGGUCUAUCCCAGAGCUCCUGCAGGACACCAGCAGCCACUUGUCUAUCGCCGUCACUAGAAAUAACAAAGAAUCCUCUAGCUUAUCCUCAUCUUCAGAUUCUGAUGACCUGGAAGAGCUCCCCUAUGUACCAAUGCCUCUUCAAGUACAGUUUUCUGGUUCUCGAAUGUCCCUUAAUGAAAUCCCAACUGAUGAAGAUCAACCUUCUCAAAACACAGAAGAUGCCAUUAUUCCAGAUCAGGAGAAGGAUGAGGAUGGAAGAGAAACCGCAAGCAAAGUCACAGAAUCAGAAGUCCCACAUAGAGAGAUUCCAGAGUCUCUGAGCAAGCGAACCAAGGCAUCACUUACUAGGAAGAAAUCAAAUGAAGCUGAAGAGGGUUCUUCUUCUGAUGAUGAACCUUUGGACAGUCGAAAGGCUGAUCAAAAAAGAAAGCCUCUCAGAAAAGGAUCCAGCUUGGAGUCUUCAGAGUUACCUGAUGAGGAGCUGGUAUCAGCACGUAGAGGUGAACUGAGGAGGGGAAGCUCUGCUGACAGUGCACUUUUGCUGAAUGUAUCAAGUGAAGAUUGUGAUGAAAGGGAUCAUUUUGAGAAGGGAAUGACUAAAGCUGCCUCCAUGGAGCUGCCAACCAGAAACCGUAGCCCUAUGAGACGUAAAAAACUGGGAUCAGCAGAGGAGGAGUAUGCUCAACGAUUGGAGUUAAUGAGGCAAAGACUUUUGAGGGGUGGUUCAGCAGAUGGAAAGCUAAGUGGUCUCAGAGGUCCCCUGAUGGAAACACUUUCCAUUGAUAAAAAACGAGGUGAGCAGAUGCCCAUGCGCCCCCAAAGAACUGACAAUGCGCCUUCAUCACCCAUCCCAGCCAUCAAACUUACCCGUGCCGCUUCCAGUGAGGCAGCGCCAGGAAGAGAAGCAUCAGAAGAGAGAGUCUUAAGGAAGACCAGUUCUUUUUCACACUCUGACACAGAGCCGCUUAUCCUGCAUCGUAGAUCUGGUGCACCGCUUGAAAUUCCACUUGCUCAAGUGGAAGCACAGCGCUUAAAGGAGUCUCCCUCUCUGUCUGCGCUGACAGAUCAGUCACGAUUUGAUUCCCGUCCUCAGACUCCACGUGAGAUUCCAUCAAAGCCUGUGACUCCUGAACCAAGCCAACAACAGGCUGAAAGUGUUGAUACAGACACUGAGAAUCGCAAAGUAGAUGACAAAGAUAAGUCACCAUCUUCGAAGCCUAAGUCUGAAAAAAUGCUUCAGGGAGAAAACCUGGAAGCUGUCCUUUCAAAAGUGACUUCAUUUGUAGAGGAUGGGAUUCCCAAAAUGGAAAUACCAAGCAAACAAGUAGGGCAGCCAACUGAAAAGCCAUCCCAGGGAGAGGUAACAAUGACUAAUGAACUUGAUGCAAGAACAACAGAACAACCACCAAAUGCUUUGCCAGUAGAGAGUGCACCCCCUUACCAGCUACAAAAGGGGCUUCCUAAAACAGAAGAGAAGUCUGUCUUAGAAAAAACACACACAAAAGAGGUUACAUCAGGAAAAAUAUCUCCCUCUGCUGCUAUACAUAAAAGUCAACUCUCACCAUCCCCAGUUGUUGCACCUCCAAGUCAGCCUGCAGCAACUUCAACUUUGCCAAACCCAGAUGCUGUCUCACCAACUUUGAAAAGUUCUUUUCUUUCUCCCUCAACCUCGCCAAAGACAGUCACUUUUACAUCUUCUCCACAAGGUCAAGCCAUUGGCUUGUCACCUCCAAGUACUGAAGCUCUCUCAUCUCCAUUGCCAAAUCUAACUGUUGGUCCAUCUUCCCUGAGAGCUCCAGCUACAAUAAAGUCACAUUCACCAGGUCCAGCAAUAUCAUCUCCUGGAUCAAAGUUAGUAAAGCAACCCCCAAAUACAUCUGUCUCUGUGCCACCAUCUACAGCCACACAGGUGAAAGAGACCCAACAAAUGCCAGUAAAAGUCCCAGCACCAUCUGUGACAGCAGUUAGAGGGCCAUCAUCUGUUCUAAAGCCCCAGUCAGAAAGUACUGCAUCACCUAAAAAGUCAGCCUAUGCAGACAUGUUGCAAACACUCUACGUGUCAACAUCUGAAGAUGCGUCACAAGAACCCAUUGAAGAAUCAAGGAUUUCCUCAACAGGACAAGCUAGGCUUCAAAAGAAGCCUCCAGAAGAAAAGCCAAGUUCCACUCCAGCAGUCAAGAUGGAUGCAAAGAUAACUAAAAAAGAUGUAGCAGUACCAGAGCCACCAGCGUUUUCCAAGGUGAAACAACCACCCACUGCUGAAAGUACAGAGAAUAUCCAAUACAUCAGUAACAUAGAUUCAGAAGAAGUGUUUGAAGCCAAAUUCAAGAGGAAUCGAGAGUCCUCUCUGACUCGGGGAUUGAAGAUGCUGACCAGGUCUUGGUCAGAAGAAAAGAAUUUAGCAGUUGCCCAUGCAUCACACGAAGAGGAAAUGUACAGGCCUAGCCCAGUUGGUGUUCCCCUUGAGUUCCUAGUGCCUGAAGCUCUAGGCUUGGAAGAUAGGUCUAGAUCUGUUCAGGAUCUACGAGAUGCAGAAAGAGAUCCAAGCUUCAUGAGAAGGCUGUCUCAACGCUUCAGGAAGAGUCCAACAACUGAGAGAAAGCAACAGCAAGCAGAGGAAGCAGAGUCACCCUCUUUGCCAGGAAGACGUAUUUCCUGGACCUUAGGAAGGGGAAGUACCAAAGACAAGAAAGACACCGAAAGCCUGAAAUCAGAGACAGGGUCAAUUGAAACUAUCUCUGAAGGUGUCUCCAAAGAACAGAAGAAGGCCAGUGAGUCACCCGUGCUGGCAAUGAGAAGAAAGAUUGGAAACACUGUGGACCGUUUGUCCAUGAAGAUGAGAAGCCAGUCAGAGGAAAGAAGGGACUCAGAGAGUCAGGAUACAAAAGAGGACAGACCUGAGAGGAGAACACCGCUGAUGUCUAUACUUAGGAGAUCAAACUCCGAAGGAGAAAACAUACGUAAACUUGGAAUACCUCAAAACCAGCUUGCUUCACAGGUUGGGACAUCAACUUCCAAAGAGUCUGUCAACUCUGGUCUCAGUAUCAAAUCAGAAAUGGUAGAAAAAGAUGACAGACGAUCCAGGUGGGACCGCUGGGGUCUUUCACGCAGUAAGAAAGACAAGAUGGUGUCCCAACCAAGUAUCCCAGUCAGUUUGGUUCAAGAUGAUGGCAGCAUAGUAGGCAGACAGUACAUACGCAAUGAAUCAGAUUUCCCUCCGGUCUUCCACAUCAAGUUGAAGGACACGGUGAUUCUAGAGGGGGAUUCGGUGACCCUUUCCUGUCUUCCUGCCGGCAGCCCUGCACCCCGAAUCCUGUGGAAGAAAGAUAAAAUGGUCUUAGAAUCAGGAGAAAACGUGACUAUAAAGUCGAGCCCUGAUGGCCGCCAAGUUCUCACCAUCUCCAACACCGGACAGCGAGAGGCCGGGCUGUACGAAUGUGUGGCAGCGAAUGUGCUGGGCAAUGCCACCAGUUCCUGCUCCUUGUGUGUUGCACGAAUCCCACAAGCCCCCGGGACCCCGGAGAUCCCCCAGAAGUAUAGGAACACGGUGCUGGUUCUAUGGAAGUCUAAGGAGCUCAGCUCCCCCUGCACCUACCUCCUGGAGAGUCAGAUGAACGGAAAAGGGGAGUGGAAGGCGAUCAGCUCCGGCAUCAGCGACUGCUAUUACAAUGUCACCGAGCUGCCGUCCGGCGCCGUCAGGUUCCGUGUGGCCUGUGUCAACAAAGCUGGCCAGGGACCCUACAGCAAUUUUUCCAAGAUGGUUGUCAUAGAUGGAGAUGAACCUUCACCUGCUGUAGCUCCCACUGCUCAGAAGACUCGGCCCACUUUAUCUUCUUUUGGACCGGUCGCUCCCCGUGUCCCCGCUGCACCGACAGUGUCUCCUCCAGCAGUCUCUACUUCCAAAUUGCCUCCAUCCUUUGGGUCUCCUCUUGCUUCAUCCAUACCUUCGCCAUCGACAAACACUCCAGCUCCUGUAACUCCUGUGCAGCCAAUUUCUAAAGGACCUCCUCCACCAACUGCUCCAAGAAAGCACAGAGGACUUGUUUCCACUCCUCCCAUGGUGCACAGAUCAUUACCCCAAACUGCCACUAAAGUAGAGCCCCCAAAUCAAGUUUCCAUGCCUAACAAGUUGCAGUCUGCUGAGCCUCCACCAGACGGGCCUGUAACAUCCCAUCUCACCACAGUAACUGUGUCGGUGACUCCUGGACCUUCUGUGUCCCAUUUGAGAAUUCCACCUUCGGUCCCAACACAGCAAGUGAAGCCUGCUGCUGAACCAGCUGCUAAAAUCGUGCCAGUGACUCUCGGGAAACAAGCUAAGUCUCCUACUGAGUCACAGAAAGCCCCAUUUGAACCGUUUGUGCCCCCAGUGAAAGCUGUGCCCAUCCUUCUCACUACUAAGUCUCCUGUACCUGUAGAACCAACCAAACCAAUUUUCACAUCCCCAGAGCCACGGGUGCCACCACCGGUGGCUCCCAAACCAAUGGUUGCUACUCCCUCAGUUCCGAUUAUGUUGCACAUUCCCGCUUUCAAAGCCUCAAAUUCACCUUUAAGCCCAACUUCCCCUACCAAACCUUUUUUCCCCUCUCCUCCAACGAGCCCACUAUACAAGCCACCAUCUCCUACAUCCCCUACCUACAUGGUGACCUCUUUCAUAUCAAUGCCACCAACCACUCCAACAAAAGGGUCUUUACAACCACAACCUACCACACCAGUCCCUCAGAUUGUUGCCCCCGCACCAGUCCCUCGGAUUGUAUCUCCCAUACCGGUCCUUCAAGUUGUUGCUCCCACACCGGUCCCUCAGACUGUCUCUCCCGCACCGGUUGCCCAGACUGCCCCUUUUGCACCUGUUGGUCAAAUCGUCCCUACGCGCAUACUAGUCAAGAGUGUUACUCCUGGUAAAGAAGGCAGAUAUACUCCAGGGGGAAGAGCAACACCAUCAGGAAGGGAAAGCACCACUCUUCGCCAAGGGGUACCCCAGAAACCUUACACAUUUCUAGAAGAGAAAGCCAGAGGUCGCUUUGGGGUGAUUCGGGAGUGUAAAGAAAAUGUGACGGGAAAGCACUUCAUGGCCAAGAUCGUCCCCUAUGAACAAGAGAAUAAGCAAAGUGUGCUGCAAGAGUAUGAGGUCCUGAAAUGCCUUCACCAUCAGAGGAUCCUGAGCCUGCAUGAAGCCUACAUCACCCCCCGGUACCUGGUCCUCAUCUCCGAGCAGUGCUCAGGCAGGGAAAUCCUGUACUGUCUUGUGGAAAGGUUCCGUUACUCAGAAGAUGAUGUCGUCAAUUACCUGGUCCAGAUCCUGCAGGGAUUGGAAUAUCUCCAUGAACAGAAGAUCCUGCACCUGGACAUUAAACCAGAGAACAUCAUGGUGUCUUACAUGAACACCAUUAAGAUCAUCGACUUCGGGAGCGCUCAGACAUUCAGCCCCCUCAUCCUGCGUCAGCUAGGAAAACGUGUCGGAACCCUGGAAUACAUGUCCCCAGAGAUGCUGAAAGGAGAGCCCAUUGGACCAGCGGCCGAUAUUUGGGGAUUAGGUGUACUGACCUAUGUGAUGCUCGGUGGACGCUCUCCGUUCUUUGAAUCGGACCCGAUGGAAAUGGAGAACAAGAUUCUAGCUGGACGGUUUGACAUAUUUAAACUCUACUCCAAUGCGUCUCAAAGUGCUUCCCUCUUCAUAAGAAAGCUGCUGUCCAUUUAUCCCUGGAGCCGACCCACAUUACAAGAGUGCUUCUCCAACCCUUGGCUUCAGGACGCCUAUUUAAUGAAGCUGAGGCGUCAGACUCUCACCUUUACCACUAACCGCCUCAAGGAGUUCUUGGUGGAGCAGCAAAGGAGGCGCUCGGACAUGGCCACCAAGCACAAAGUUCUUCUUCGCUCUUACCAUGGAACGCAGCCAUCAGCUCCCGUCACCCAGUGACCCCGGAAAAAAAAAGCCGUUGAAUAAGGUGGUCACGAAGCCAAAGGUGCAUUCCACUGGACGAUAACAAAACGUCGGAGAAGUACUGGCAAGGAAUACAAAGUCAAUACCUUGAAGUGUAAAUAAAAAGGACAUCAUAUCUCUGGGCCAAGGGAGUCCCGGGCGGUCAGUAUACCUCUGUGAAUGACAUAGUGUAGUCCAGUGAGACUGAGGAAUAGGGGGGGGCAUCGGAGAAAGUGGGUGCAUGGUGCAUGUGAAACACCCCCACUUCUGCAGCGAAGGAAGAUCUGACCGCUGUGACCUACCA